AUGAAAUAUUUAUGUUUAAUAUUAUUUCUGCAAAUAUCGUUCAAAGAGUGCACAAUAGAUAUCAAUAUACAAGAAUUAGUUUAUAUUGCUGAUCAUUUGACCGCAGUCGAAUGCCGUCGACUUUUUGCUUCUUUGCAUUUUGCAUCCUACAAUCUUCCAGUUUCUUUACCUGAUGCAGAAACAAAGGUUCCUAAAGAAGUUCCAUGUAUAAAGCUACUUAUCAAAUGGAACAGUGGAAAUGAGACUUUUGAAGGUAAAGGUAAAAGUCAUGCUUUAGUAGAACACAGACUGCGACAAUUAGGUAAAAAGGAACUAGCUGAUUGGUUGGGGAAGCUAGUAUUCCAUAAACUGGCCAAAAAUAUCAAUAAGUCAUUGGAAGAUGAAUCUUAUUUCGCGGUAAAAAAGCCGGGAAUCAAUCAAACAAUCUUCGAAGACAAAGAUUCAAGAUUUGCUGGCCAACGAUGGACUACUAUAGAUUCCAUACUGAGUGUGACGUUAUGCGGUAUGCUUUUUAUAACAGUGUCUGCUUUUUACCGUAUGCUGAAACUCACUUUUAGAAGAGCUAGAGCAAAACGUAAUACACAUAAAGAACAAGAGGAACUGGUAGAUUUAAUGAGUGCUGUGUCUAUAGAUAGUGAUCAAGAGACUGUUUAUGAAUAUGACGUUGAAAAUGGAAAAUCGAAUCAUGUUAGCUUCGAUCUUGAUGUUGACAAGAUACCAAGCGAAGAUGAUCCGGAAAAGUAG
Spodoptera litura is the source of this 744-nucleotide messenger RNA. RefSeq lists its product as uncharacterized. The record is from RefSeq and is a predicted model, not a curated record. Lineage: Eukaryota; Metazoa; Arthropoda; Insecta; Lepidoptera; Noctuidae.